AUGGCGACGCCGCGCGCGGUGCCGGCGGUCGAUUUCGUCGACGGUGAUUUCACCCCGAGUCGAAUGCGCGCGGCGGCGGGGACGGUGGGAUCGACGCGCGCGCUGCGGCGCGCGCUGUGCGUGCGCGCGAUCGAGGAUAACGACGGGCGCGAACCGGGAGACUGGCACGCGCUCGCGUGCGAAGCGUUCGAUGACGGUGAUUUCGAGACGUGUUCGUACGCGCUGCGACGGUGCGCGACGUUAGACGGAGGGUACGCGCGCGAUCCGAGGUUUGCGCUGCGUCGAGCGCACUGCGCGCUGCGGUUGGGGGAGGACGAUGUGGUCGAGGCGGUGGACGCGACGCUCGCGGCUACGGAGGCGGCGGGCGAGCGCGUUCCAGAGGACGUCGCCGCGGCGAUCGCGGUGGAUGCGUGCGGAGUGGAGGCGGCGUGGGCGGAGACGGCGAGGAAAGAGGUUCGAAUCGAGACGCUCGCGGCGUUUGAAAGAGCAAAGGGAGUGUUAGAAAAGUAUAGGAACGUUUAG
This is a messenger RNA of Ostreococcus lucimarinus CCE9901, 522 nucleotides long. RefSeq lists its product with no specific name. The record is from RefSeq and is a predicted model, not a curated record. The transcript has a single exon. NCBI's taxonomy places the organism in Eukaryota, Viridiplantae, Chlorophyta, Mamiellophyceae, Mamiellales, Bathycoccaceae. The coding region runs from base 1 to 522 and encodes 173 amino acids.